Abrus precatorius (Indian licorice) is the source of this 3025-nucleotide messenger RNA. Its product is annotated as putative leucine-rich repeat receptor-like serine/threonine-protein kinase At2g24130. Gene Ontology annotation, biological process: protein phosphorylation. Gene Ontology annotation, molecular function: protein binding; ATP binding; protein kinase activity. Lineage: Eukaryota; Viridiplantae; Streptophyta; Magnoliopsida; Fabales; Fabaceae. The record is from RefSeq and is a predicted model, not a curated record. The coding region runs from base 1 to 2868 and encodes 955 amino acids. The transcript is spliced from 2 exons.
AUGGUUUUCUUAGAAAUGUUCUUCUUCCUUUUACUUGCAACAUUUGGUUACUCGAUCUCCCUUCCAAGGCACCACCAUCCUCACCCUUCUCAUUCUUUACUCACGGAUAAAGCUGCUCUUUUGGAAUUCAAAAAAACAAUCAUAUCAGACCCUCAUUCCUCACUUGCUAACUGGGACGAAGCUGUUCAUGUGUGCAACUUCACUGGUGUUGAAUGUGACAAAUUCCAUCACCGUGUUAUAGGACUAAUCUUGUACGAUAAAGGUCUAGUAGGGCUCCUUUCACCUGUUCUUUCCAAUCUUACUGGAUUGCACACCCUUGAGAUUGUUCACAGUCUCUUAUUUGGCAUUAUUCCGCCUGAAUUUUCCUCACUCAGACGCAUUCAUAGUAUCAUUCUUGAGGGGAACAAUCUGCAUGGUCCAAUACCACAGUCAUUUUCCCAGCUUUCCAAGCUUUACAUUCUAGUUAUUAAAGAAAAUAACAUAACAGGUUCACUUCCUCCAUCUCUCUUUUCCAAUUGCACUCAACUAGACGUUGUGGACUUCUCCAGCAACUCCCUAAGUGGUCAAAUCCCACAAGAGAUUGGAAACUGCCCAGGCUUGUGGAGUCUCAGUUUGUACAGUAAUCAAUUUACUGGACACCUUCCUCUCUCUUUGAAGAAUCUAUCACUUCAAAAUUUAGAUGUGGAGUACAAUUAUCUAUCUGGUGAAUUGCCUACGAAGUUUGUAAGCAGUUGGCCAAAUCUCCUUUACCUUCAUUUAUCAUACAACAAUAUGGUAAGUCAUGAUAGCAACACCAAUCUUGAUCCAUUUUUCACGGCACUUAAAAACAACAGUGCUCUAGAGGAGCUUGAAUUGGCAGGAAUGGGCCUUGGGGGAAGGUUCUCCAACACUGUUGCCACCCAACUCACUAGUCUAAAAUAUCUACUCAUGCAGGAAAACCAAAUUUUUGGAUCAAUUCCUCACAGCUUAGCAAACCUUUCAAGGCUUUUGAUCCUGAAUUUAACAUCCAAUCUUCUAAAUGGAACCCUGUCCUCUGAGAUCUGCAGAUUACCAAACUUGGAACAGCUUUUCUUAUCACAUAACCUUUUCAAAACUUCAAUUCCAGAAGCAUUAGGCAAGUGUCUUAAUCUGGGUCUACUUGAUCUCUCACACAAUCAAUUUUCAGGUAGGAUUCCAGAAAGUUUGGGAAAUUUGGUUCGACUGAAUUAUUUGUUUCUCAACAAUAACCUUCUCUCAGGAACAAUACCUCCUACAUUGGGACGGUGUACUAAUCUGUACAAGCUUGACUUGUCCUAUAAUAGAUUAACAGGAAGCAUCCCACUAGAACUCACAGGCUUGCAUGAGAUCAGAAUUUUCAUAAAUGUCUCUCAUAACCAUCUUGAAGGUCCCCUGCCAAUUGAGCUCAGCAAAUUGGAAAAGGUUCAGGAAAUGGAUCUGUCAUCUAAUUACCUCACUGGAAGUAUCUUCCCACAGAUAGCAGGAUGCAUUGCUGUUUCAAUGAUAAAUUUUUCAAACAAUUUUCUUCAAGGUGAGCUCCUACAGUCCCUAGGUGAUCUCAAGAACCUCGUAUCUUUUGAUGUUUCAAUAAAUCAAUUAUCUGGAAGGAUACCUGCAACACUUGGUAAAAUUGACACACUCACUUUUCUCAAUUUAUCAUUUAACAACCUGGAAGGAAAGGUUCCAUCUGGUGGUAUCUUUAAUUCAGUGUCAUAUUUGUCAUUCUUAGGAAAUCCACAACUUUGUGGGACAAUUCCAGGCAUAUCAUUGUGCUCUCAAAGGAGAAGAUGGUUACACACUCGUUUGUCCUUGAUUAUAUUUAUUUUGGUCAUCUUCAUAUCAACAUUCUUGUCAAUAAUUUGCUGUGUAGUUGGAUGCAAGCGUCUUAAACUAAUCAUCUCCUCUCGAAGGACAGAGGCAUACAAAAGAGCAGCUAGACCUGAACUGAUAAGUAACUUCCCAAGAAUCACAUAUAAGGAACUCUCAGAUGCCACCGAAGGAUUUGACAAUCAGAGACUUAUUGGAUCAGGUAGUUAUGGACGUGUCUAUAGGGGAGUUCUUAUGGACGGGACACCAAUAGCAAUCAAGGUGUUGCAUUUGCAAUCUGGAAAUUCUACCAAGAGUUUUAACAGAGAAUGCCAAGUUUUGAAGAGAAUUAGACACAGAAAUCUGAUAAGAAUUAUCACAGCAUGUAGCCUACCUGAUUUUAAGGCUCUUGUUCUACCUUACAUGGCCAAUGGGAGCUUGGAGAGCUGCCUCUAUCCUUCUUGUGGAUCAUCAGACUUGAGUAUUAUCCAGAGGGUGAAUAUUUGCAGUGAUAUAGCCGAAGGGAUGGCCUAUUUGCAUCAUCAUUCUCCAGUCAGAGUCAUACACUGUGAUCUCAAACCAAGCAAUGUUCUCCUCAAUGAUGACAUGACCGCUCUAGUUUCUGAUUUUGGGAUUUCGAGGCUAACUAUGAGUGUUGGGGGAGGAAAUGGUGGGGCCAUUGAUAACAUGGGGAACUCUACUGUAAACUUGUUGUGUGGAUCCAUUGGAUACAUUGCACCAGAUGAUAUGUUUGUUGGUGGGUUAAGUCUGCACAGAUGGAUAAAGAGUCACUUUCAUGGAAGGGUAGAAAAAGUGGUAGAUCCUGCUUUGGUGACAGCUUCAAGAGAUCAAUCCCAAGAGGUUAAAAAGAUGUGGGAAGUUGCUAUUGCGGAGUUAAUUGAGUUGGGAAUUCUUUGCACACAGGAAUCACCUUCGACAAGACCAACCAUGCUUGAUGCAGCAGAUGAUUUAGAUCGUCUCAAGAGAUACCUUAAUGGGGACACAACUGGAACUUUUGCCUCAUCUCUUGGAAUUUCAUCUUCCACUAUAGGUGAUGAUUAUUGAUUAACGGUUUUCUCUUCUUUCAGCCGAUAAUGGGCAGUGCCCACUUGUCUUGUAUACCUAUACUUUGCCCAAUGGUAGAUCCAACCUAUAACCACAGAAGCAUAACUUGAAAUUUUAUAUAAUAUAUGAUUAGAUAACAAGAACUUCCCAGUUCCUA